Messenger RNA from Fraxinus pennsylvanica, 435 nucleotides. Lineage: Eukaryota; Viridiplantae; Streptophyta; Magnoliopsida; Lamiales; Oleaceae. The record is from the annotation of a GenBank genome assembly.
AUGACAAUAUUUUAUUGUGGCAAAGUGAAUGUGUAUGAUGAUGUGCCAGCCGAUAAGGUACAUGCAAUUAUGCAUAUUGCUGCAUGCCCACUCCAAUGUCCUCAGGAACUUCAAUUUGAUAGCACUGUAACAGUGCAACCUUCGCCAUGCCACUCACAGGCUGUCAGUGGCAAUGGAUGCCCAGAUUCUGUGAUAGUUCUCUCACCGACUUUGCAGACAGCAAAAAUGAGUGACAACUCUCGACUGCACGGGGAAGAAAGUACCACGCUUCUUGAAGAUUACCCUGGUAACGUUUUGGUUUAUAUGUCUACAUUUUGCAUGAUUCGCCCCACUGAUUUUGAUUCUAAUUUCCAAAAAGAUUGUAGAGGAUCUGUUUCUCGAAAUAGAACUACGCCCAAAAUGGUUUUGAUUCAUAUGGCUGCAUCUUGCACUUAA